AUGCUUCGCAUCCUCCGCCUCGGCAUCAUGGCGGCGGUGGCGGCGCCUGCCCUGUCGGACUUCGUGAUCUGCGGCGCGGGGUCGCUGGGCCCCGGGGCAGACGGCAGCAAGGGGUACCUCUUCGUCGGGGACAGCGACGCAGUCGGCCCGGCCAAGGAGGCGCUCGCCGCGGACGUGCCGUACCUCGCCGUGCCGAUGAUCGCGAACAAGCUCACCCAGGACGACGCCGACGCCGUCGUGGGCGCCCUCGCGGCGCUGCCUCGCCCGACCACGGUGCAGUGCGCCAGCGGCGCGCGGGCCGGCGCCGCGGUCGCGCUCUACCUCGGCGCGGUGCGGGGCCAGAGCGGCGACGAGGCGUGGGCGGAGGCAGAGGCGCAAGGGAUGAGGUGCUGCACUGUGCCACACGCGGGCGCGUUCCGGGCGUGGCUGCAGAGCUCCCUGCCCGCCGCGGCUGGCGCGCCACUAUUUCUGCAGCUGUUCGACCGGGAGUUCCAGAGCUCCACGUACACGUACCUGCUCGCCGACCGCACCACGAUGGAGGCGGUGAUCAUCGACCCGGUGCUGGAGCACGCAGAAAGGGACGCGUCGCACGUCCGGCGGCUGGGCCUCACGCUCAAGCUCGCCCUCAACACGCACUGCCACGCCGACCACAUCACGGGCACGGGUGCCCUGAAGGCGCUGCUGCCGGGUGUCCAGAGCGUCAUCGCCGAGGCGGCGGGCGCCAAGGCCGACGUGCUCUGCAAGCCUGGCGAGGUCUUCACCUUCGGCAGCCACGCGCUGGAGGUCCGCGCGACGCCGGGGCACACGAGCGGCUGCGUGACGUACGUCCUGAACGGGACGAAGGCGUUCACGGGAGACGCGCUGCUCGUGGGCGGCUGCGGGCGCACCGACUUUCAGCAGGGCGACUGCUCGGUGCUGUACAACAGCGUGCACACGCAGAUCUUCACCCUGGACGGUGCGGUCAAGAUCUACCCCGCGCACGACUACAAGGGCCGGACGGUGUCCACGGUGGCAGAGGACCGGAAGGCGGGGAACCCGCGCCUGACGCUCCCGGCGCCGGAGUUCUGCAAGCUCAUGGCGGAGCUCGGCCUGCCGUACCCGAAGAAGAUUGACGCCUCGCUGCCCGCCAACCUGAAGUGCGGCAUCCAGGACUGAGGCCGUUCGCGCCGAGGGCCCGCGGGGCAAGGGACGGAGCAGAAGCACAAACGUCCGCGCGGGCAUCCGGGAGUAGUCAUUCUUUGAAUGCCUGUUUUUUUUGCGGCCCUAAGAGCAGCUCCAAGACAGGGGGUCGCUCUGCUGGAGGCAUUGGGGCCGAUUGGUUGUGAGAGGGUCGGGUACCGAGAGGGUGCCCGCCCCGAGAAGUAUAUUUUGAAGAAGUCUGCGCCCCUUCACUCGACCAUAGCGCUCGCAGUGCAGCAGUCCAGCGUCCUAUUCGGAGGAGGAAGAGGCACGGAUACCAGGAGGGGAGCCUCCGAGACAUCCGCCAGUCAGGGUUCGUUUCCCGCAGGCGGCUGUUCGACCUUGCCAGCGCAGAGCCAGACUGCCGGCGACGUCCGCCAGCCAGGGUCUCACUCCCCGCAGGCGGCUCUCUUCUGCUGAGCCCCGAGCCGCAGCACCCGCCCCUGCCCAGUCUGGGCCCACGCGCGGCUCACAAGUCGCCGCGCAGGGCCGGCGCCUCUGCAGAGAGGGUGCUGGCGCCUCGCCCCCCACCAGAAGUGCGCCUCCCGCCGGAGCGCCGUUGCGCUUCCUCCCCUUUUCGACCCGAUUUCGACGCACCCACUGGGCGGCAGCGAACGUGCUUCUUCCGUGCCCGAAGGGGAUCGGCGGCUACGAGUCCCCCGCACCUCUCGC
Messenger RNA from Prorocentrum cordatum, 1851 nucleotides. The record is from the annotation of a GenBank genome assembly. NCBI's taxonomy places the organism in Eukaryota, Dinophyceae, Prorocentrales, Prorocentraceae.